CAUCUUCGAGCAGCUGAUAGGAAUAAACCUGGGUUUCCCUUAAGCAAAACUGAAUUUUUAGAAUCCAUCUUUUUAAGCUUAGUUUUCAAAAUGUUAUUCACUAAAAUUAUUUUUUUUUUAUAUAAAACGAUGGGACGAUUAAUAAGCCCGGACUUGCCGUUAGAGUAACAAACCAGCAGAUGGCGAUGGCAUCCACGUGACGUGCGUUACUCUGUGACAUUUUCACCAAACGAAGAAGUCGCCGAAGAAGCGUUACCAAACCAAAACCGAGACCAAACACCUUCGCGACCGUCCGGACUUCGCCCUCCAUUGCAUCCACACCAAUGGGGCUGGACAAGUUCUGCAGUCCGGGCAGUUCGGAUCCGUUUUGGGAUUGGAACCGAACAUGGCACACCCCCUCCCCAAACUUCACACCGUGCUUCCAGAACACCGCGCUGGUGUGGAUUCCAUGCCUCUACCUGUGGCUCUGCGCUCCCAUCUACCUCAUCUACCUGCGCCGCUCCAGCCGUGGCUAUAUACGCAUGAGCCACCUUAACAAAGCCAGGACUGCGGUGGGCUCCCUCCUGUGGAUCGUCUGCUGGGCAGAUCUCUUCUAUUCUUUCUGGGAAAGAAAUCACGGCAGCAGCGUUCCUGCUCCGGUCUACUUUGUCAGCCCGACCUUGCUGGGCCUCACCAUGCUGCUGGCCACAUUGAUGAUCCAGUACGAGCGGAUGAAAGGGGUCCAAUCCUCGGGGGUGAUGCUGAUAUUCUGGCUGGUGGCAACGACGUGUGCCACCGCCACCUUCGCGUCCAAAGUCCAGCAGGCGGAGGAUGACCCUUCCACCGUGAACGUGUGGAGAUUCACCACCUUCUGCAUCUACUACACCCUGCUGCUGAUCGCCCUGAUCUUGUCCGGUCUGUCUGACCAGCCGCCGCUCUUUUCUCACACCAUCAAGGAGCCGCACCCCUGCCCUGAACACGGAGCCUCCUUUCUCUCCAGGAUCACGUUCUGGUGGAUCACUGGGAUGAUGACGACGGGCUACAAGCAACCACUUGAGGAGAAGGACCUGUGGUCCCUGAACCCUGAGGACCGCUCUCAUGGAGUGGUGCCACAGCUGGUGCACCGCUGGAACGACGAGUGCCAGAUGGUCAAAAGGGCCGAGCAGAAGACCAUCUUCUUGCCUAAGCGUGCUAUGGGUGAAGGUAAUGAAGGCCAGGCAGUGGAGGAAUCUGAAAUCCUCAUCAUUAAACCUCCGCAGAAGGCAAAGGAGCCCUCCCUCUUCCGGGCUCUCUGCAUGACCUUUGGCCCAUAUUUUCUCAUCUCCUGCCUGUACAAGUUCAUCCAAGACAUUCUCAUGUUCGUCGGCCCAGAAAUCCUGAGGUUGCUGAUCGACUUUGUCAACAACUCCAAGGCUCCGUACUGGCACGGCUUCUUCUACACGGCUCUUCUCUUUGUCUGCAACUGUGUUCAGUCUCUGAUCCUGCAGAGGUAUUUCCACGUCUGCUUCGUCUCUGGGAUGCGCCUGCGCACGGCCAUCGUCGGAGCCGUUUAUAGGAAGGCGCUGGUCAUUAGCAGCGCUGCCCGUCGCACGUCCACCGUGGGCGAGAUUGUGAACUUGAUGUCUGUGGAUGCUCAGCGCUUCAUGGAUCUCAUCACUUACAUCAACAUGAUCUGGUCGGCUCCACUGCAGGUGGUGCUGGCGCUGUAUUUCCUCUGGCAGAACCUGGGUCCAUCUGUGCUUGCCGGAGUGGCUGUGAUGAUUCUGAUGGUUCCUGUGAACGCCGUCAUCGCCAUGAAGACCAAAACCUACCAGGUGGCUCAGAUGAAGAGUAAAGACAGUCGCAUCAAGCUCAUGAACGAGAUGCUGAACGGCAUCAAGGUGCUGAAGCUGUACGCCUGGGAGCUGGCCUUCAAAGACAAGGUUUCUGCUAUCCGAGAGAGUGAGCUCCUUGUCCUGAAGAAGGCCGCCUACCUGGGUGCAGUGUCUACCUUCACCUGGGUCUGUGCUCCAUUCCUGGUCGCCCUGUCCACAUUCACGGUCUACGUGCUGAUCGAUGAAAACAAUGUGCUGGAUGCCCAAAAGGCCUUUGUGUCUCUGGCUCUCUUCAACAUCCUGCGCUUCCCGCUCAACAUGCUGCCCAUGGUCAUCAGCAGCAUGGUGCAGGCUAGCGUGUCUCUGAAGCGCCUGCGAGUGUUCCUGUCCCACGAGGAGCUGCAGGAGGAUAGCGUGGACCACAAACUGGUGGCUGGCUCUCCAUACAGCAUCUCAAUUGUUGACGGCGUUUUCAGCUGGUCCAGAGCCGAAUCACCGACCCUCAAAAAACUGAACGUGCUGAUCCCAGAAGGCUCCCUGGUGGCUGUGGUGGGACACGUUGGCUCGGGGAAGUCCUCGCUGCUCUCCGCUCUGCUGGGAGAAAUGGAGAAGAUGGAGGGAAGCGUCAGCGUCAAGGGGUCGGUAGCUUACGUGCCGCAGCAGGCCUGGAUCCAGAAUGCCACAUUGAAGGACAACAUCCUGUUUGGCCAGGAAGUGGCUGAGAACUGGUACCACUGUGUGGUGAAGGCAUGUGCCCUCCAGCCGGACCUUGAGAUCCUUCCUGCUGGAGAUCUCACUGAGAUUGGAGAGAAGGGAGUGAACCUCUCUGGCGGUCAGAAGCAGAGGGUGAGCCUGGCCCGGGCCGUCUACUGCGACAAAGCCGUGUACCUGCUGGACGACCCGCUGUCCGCUGUCGACGCCCACGUCGGGAAACACAUAUUCAAUCGUGUCAUUGGGCAUCAUGGCCUGCUGAAGGACAAGACACGAGUGCUGGUGACCCACGGGCUGAGCUACCUGCACCACGUUGACCUGAUCCUGGUGAUGGUGGAUGGAGAAAUCACAGAGAUGGGCUCGUACAAGCAGCUAAAGCACACGAAUGGCGCCUUCGCCGAGUUUCUGAGGACAUACGCCACUGUGGAGCAAGUGGACAACACCAAAGCUGUGCCAAACCAAGGACCCAGAGGUGUGGACAACAGCAGCACGACAAAUCUGGCCCAGCCUUCACUAAGCAGCAGCAAGUCCCAACUGCACCAGCCCGGCAAGGUGAUGAGCGAAAAGGCCAAACCCCCAGAGGCGGGGAAACUGACAGAGGCUGACAAAGCCAGCACGGGACGGGUCAAGCUGUCUGUGUUCUGGUCCUACAUGAAGGCUAUCGGCGUGCCUCUGUCCGUGGUCAGUCUGCUGCUCUUCUUCCUGCACAACCUUCUCUCGCUCUUCGCCAACUACUGGCUGAGCCGCUGGACUGAUGACCCAGUGGUCAACGGCACUCAGCCCUACCGGAUGGUGAGACUCGGCGUGUACGGGGCUCUGGGCCUUUUGCAGGGCCUGGCUGUCUUCAGUUACUCCCUGUCCGUGUCCAUCGGAGGAAUCAUGGCCUCCCGCUACCUCCACCAGUCCAUGCUGCAUGACGUCCUGCGCUCGCCCAUGUCCUUCUUCGAGAGAACCCCGAGUGGGAAUCUGGUCAACCGCUUUGCCAAAGAGAUCGACACCAUCGACUCUUUGAUCCCGAGUAUCAUCAAAAUGUUCAUGGGCUCCAUGUUCAACGUGCUGGGCUCCUGCGUGGUGAUCCUCAUCGCCACGCCGCUGGUGUCCAUCGUCAUACCCUUCCUGGGAAUCCUCUAUUUCUUUGUUCAGAGGUUCUAUGUGGCUUCGUCUCGCCAGCUGAAGCGUCUGGAGUCGGUGAGCCGCUCGCCCAUCUACACCCACUUCAACGAAACUCUCCUGGGCACCUCGGUCAUCCGGGCCUUCCGAGAACAAGACCGCUUCAUCCGUGAGAGCGACCGCCGUGUAGACCACAACCAGAAAGCCUACUAUCCCAGCAUCGUCGCCAACAGGUGGUUGGCCAUUCGCCUCGAGUUCGUCGGCAACUGCAUUGUGUCGUUCGCUGCCCUGUUUGCCGUCAUCGCCAGGUCAACUCUCAGUCCGGGCAUCAUGGGUCUGUCCAUCUCUUACGCCCUCCAGCUGACGGCCUCGCUGACGUGGCUGGUGCGAAUGUCCUCGGACAUGGAGACCAACAUCGUCGCCGUGGAGCGCGUGAAGGAGUACAGCGACACAGAGAAGGAGUCAAAGUGGAAAAAAGACCCGCCGAGUGUGCCCCAAAACUGGCCCCUCGAAGGCCACAUCGAGAUCCAGAAUUUCAGCCUCCGUUACCGCAACCACCUGGACUGUGCCCUCCACAAUAUUAACAUGAUCAUCGAAGGAGGAGAGAAGGUGGGGAUUGUGGGCCGCACCGGGGCAGGAAAGUCCUCUCUGACUCUGGGGCUGUUCCGGAUCAUCGAGGCGUCUCAGGGUCGCAUCCUCAUUGACGGGAAAGACAUUUCUGCGAUGGGGCUGCACGAACUUCGCUCCAGAAUCACGAUCAUACCACAGGACCCUGUGCUCUUCUCUGGUACUCUGCGUAUGAACCUGGAUCCCUUUGACAAAUACUCAGACGAGGAGGUCUGGGGGGCGCUGGAGUUCUCUCACCUAAAGAACUUUGUGUCGGGCCUGCCGGAUCAACUGCACCACGAGUGCAGCGAAGGCGGAGAGAACCUCAGCGUGGGUCAGAGGCAGCUGCUGUGUUUGGCCCGAGCUCUGCUGAGGAAGACCAAGGUCCUGGUCCUGGACGAGGCCACGGCCGCCGUGGACAUGGAGACCGACAACCUGAUCCAGUCCACCAUCCGCACUCAAUUUGAGGACUGCACUGUGCUGACCAUCGCUCACCGCCUCAACACCAUCAUGGACUACACACGGGUCCUGGUGCUGGACCAUGGGAGGAUGAAGGAGUUUGGCACCCCUGAGGAGCUUCUCUUGAGGAAAGGAGCCUUCUACAAGAUGGCCAAGGACGCUGGCCUGGUCUGAAACAGCAGGGGGUUUUAGCUUCGCUGCCCUCUGGCUCUCCUCUCGCUCCGCCAGACGACCACGACUCCCUCCUUCUGUGGUCUUCCUUCUGCUUCAGCUCAGUGGAGAGACAGCUGGGGCUGACGCUGGGGAGUCUGCGCCCUCAAAAUCAAAGUUAUUCCUCCUUCAGUGCCAAAUCACAGGCAGGAGAGGAACCAGCCGCCGGGUCAGAACAGCGGCAUGGUGGCACCAGACUCUCAAAUUCGACCCAAUUUCACAUGUCUUCAAACGAUAAGUGCAAUUACUAGGCUCGAGAGUCGAGGCCUUGUUUACGUCACACAGCUUUUAUGGAGGAAAAUAUGAACGCGAGUGAGGGAUGAAGCUCAGAUCCACAGGAACAGGAAAUAACCCAGUCACUUUUACGGUCCAACUGGUUUUGUUGUUGGAGCUGAAAAUGCUUUUAAAUGUCAAAUAAAUGUGAGCAAAAUUGGAGAGAAAAAUUCAGUGAAUAAAAUCUUACAAAUUUCAGUAAAACUAUAGCUCAGUUUCUCAUCACGUUUCCACACAUAACUGAUGUUGGUAAACCAAAAUAACUGAAUUGAAACUGACAGUUUAUUCUAUUUUCAUUGUAAAUAUGGCCAUAUUUUUUUAAAUGUAAAAGCAUUUUCAAUUUUAACAACGGAACUAUUAAGGUUUUUUUGGAAAUGGCAAGAACACAAUUUGAGUCAAAAAGAUCUUUUUUUUUUAAUUAUUAUUAGUUCAUCCCUCUUUGCCAGGUGAUUUAUAUCUCAGGUUUAUUUGAAAGCAGCACGUGGCAUUUGCGUUUAUUGUCAUCACUAGAAUAGUUACUAAAUAUGAAAAUUUACCAAAAAAUGUUAAAUUUAGGUAUUAAAAGUUUGUAUAGCUAUGUGCAUUCCCUCAUAUCUUAAGUCCAUCGUUCAGAAGCUAAAACGCUACUUAAGUCAAGCGUCUUCAUGGUAGUAAGUAAGCGUUGCCUCAGUGACCCUCUGUCUGAUAUGAGAGAUUCACAAUCCAGGAGUCAGGUUUACAGAUGUUCAAGGUCAAACGGAGGUGUUCCAGUGUGUUGUUGACCCACGUGAGCGAGGGUAGCUCUUGUGCUUUAUUCAUUUGAAUGUAAACUCACCCGUUUGACGUCCAAAAGUGAAACGCACAGACAACUACUUGACUGUUACUUUGUGGUUUAUUUAUUUAUUGUGUUUCUUUCAGCUUUAAGAGGCUGUGGGGUGGGCGCCGUCUGUAUUGUUGCUGGACGGUACAAUCAGGGAUGCUGAAAGUGGCCGGACUGACUGGUGAAAGUCAAACUGAAACUCCCCAAAGUAUUGCAUUCAGAACCCCCCAUCGUCGCGUGAUCGUUGGAGUCUGGGUCUGCUGAUUGGUGUGUCAUGUCUUCCUGCUGUGUGGAUGUCGCUCUCUGAGAACAAUUCAAUUCAGGAAUUUGAUUUAUUUUACUCGCAAGUUUAUUUGAAACUGAAACCUGUGCUUGGCUGCCCUCUUGUGUCUGGCGGUGUCAUCUUCUCUGUAUCGCGAUGCUCUGUUUUUAGGACUAUCACACGACAUUAUGGAUUUGUUUAUAAAUCAUUUUGUUGAACACAAAUUUAAGUUGUAUAGAAUUUCAAACUUCUAUAAUCGGAGUGUGUCAAAUGACUUUGAUGUUUUGCGAAGGUGUGAAACCUGGCUUCAUUUGUGAUCAGUUCCCAGGUGGUACAACAGAUGGCUGCCGACAGUUUCCACGCUGCUGUUUUCACUCCUGUGGGUCAUAUUCAGUGUUUCUGCCGAGGUUGUGUUCUGAGGUUUUAUUUUUGAAGAGAAUGCUCAUGAUUGUAAUGCUCCUGGAGAUUAGUUAUUUAUAAAUACUGAGUGAAACUUGUGAUUUCGAUUUGUAUACAUAAUCAUUUUGU
Molecule: messenger RNA, 6751 nt
Organism: Synchiropus splendidus (mandarinfish)
Lineage: Eukaryota; Metazoa; Chordata; Actinopteri; Syngnathiformes; Callionymidae
Gene: abcc1
Product: ATP-binding cassette, sub-family C (CFTR/MRP), member 1
Exons: 31
Coding region: 324-4853 (1509 amino acids)
Biological process (GO): xenobiotic transport; glutathione transmembrane transport
Cellular component (GO): basolateral plasma membrane
Molecular function (GO): ATP binding; glutathione transmembrane transporter activity; ATP hydrolysis activity
Source: RefSeq, a predicted model, not a curated record